GUAUGAUAACAAGCGUUUAGACGAUUUGUACACGCAAACAAAUUUUACAUAUCCAACUCUUCCAAAUUUGCUAAAUUCUAGAAGCUAUGGCUGAAAAAGAAGCUGUUGACCAAUUGUUUGAAAUAAGGACAAAUUUCUAUAUCGGAAAUUACCAACAAUGUAUCAAUGAAGCACAGAGAAUUAAGCCCUCAAAUCCAGAUGUGCGCACAGAAAAGGAUGUUUUACUGUAUAGGGCAUAUAUAGCUCAGAAGAAAUAUGGUGUAGUUCUUGAUGAGAUCAGACCAUCCCAGUCUGAUGAACUACAGGCUGUUAGAACACUUGCAGAAUAUAUGGCUAGUGACAGCCAAAGGGAUAAAAUUGUACGAGAUCUGGACAGUAAAAUGAGUUCUAGUGUAUCUAUGUCAAACAACAUAUUUAUGCUUAUGGCAGCAUCCAUUUAUUUCCAAGAUCAGAAUUAUGAUGCUGCUUUGAGGAUUCUUCACUCGUCAGAAUCCCUUGAAUGCAUGGCAUUGACAGUACAGAUUUUAUUGAAACUUGACAGAGUUGAUCUUGCAAAGAAAGAAUUGAAGCGUAUGCAGGACACGGAUGAAGACAGUAUUCUGACACAGCUUGCUACCGCCUGGUUCAAUCUUGCUGUCGGUGGUGAGAAAUUUCAAGAUGCAUACUACAUAUUCCAAGAGAUGGCGGACAAGUUUGCUGGCACUCCACUAUUGUUGAAUGGUCAAGCUGCAAGUUACAUGGGACAGGGGCGAUUUGAUGAUGCCGAGUCCUGUCUACAGGAAGCUCUUGAUAAAGACAGCAACAACCCUGAAACUCUGAUCAACCUCAUAGUACUGUCACAGCAUCUAGGAAAAGCCCCUGAAGUGAGUAACAGAUACAUUUCCCAACUGAAAGAUUCUCACAGAGGACACCCAUUUGUCAAAGACUAUAUACAGAAAGAAAAUGAUUUUGACAGAGUUUGUAAAAAUUACAGUGCAUCUGUGUCAGCAUAGAGGAUAAUAUUAAUUUAUUUAAAUGAUCAAGACAACAUGGAAGCACUAUGUGUACAGACAUUCAUAUAAGGAGCCAUUGGACCAGCUGACAUUUAUUUAUUACAUGCUUUCAUAUUGGCUUCUCAAUUUACUUUUACAAUGUAUGUGAUAGUUAUUGACCGAAAAAAUACAAAAUAUAACAUUUUGAGACAUUGGCUGGUCUUAAAUUUAGUAACACUUUUUUGUUGUGAAAAUUUAUGCUAAGUACCCUAAUAUUUAGCAUGGGAAAAAAACCAGUUUUUGGAAAAUACUGUCAUUUCUAACGAAGUAAAAUAAUUGUGACUAUUGUGGAAACUGUUUUAUACCGACAACCUGGACAAAUACAUAAAUACAUUACUCUGUUGCAGAUUCAGAAGGAUUUACCAUUUUAUAUUCACAUUAUGUAUUUUCUUACAUACAUAAUCUCUAUGUAAAAACUUGAUCAGAGCUAAAAAUGUCUUCAGGGCAGAAAUGAAGUGUUAUCAAGAUGUAUAAAUGAACAUAAAUGUUGCAACCACUUCAUUUCCCCUUUUUGCAGUUAGUGGAAGACUCCAUCAUAUUACGGUAAUUAACAGUGUCUGUUGUUUUGUACAGGAUAGACUGUGUGCAACACAAUCUGUUAUAUAUCAAUUGUUUAGGAUCUGAAAGUUCUAAA
Messenger RNA from Mercenaria mercenaria, 1665 nucleotides. Its product is annotated as coatomer subunit epsilon-like. Gene Ontology annotation, molecular function: structural molecule activity; protein binding. Gene Ontology annotation, cellular component: COPI vesicle coat. The coding region runs from base 87 to 992 and encodes 301 amino acids. The record is from RefSeq and is a predicted model, not a curated record. NCBI's taxonomy places the organism in Eukaryota, Metazoa, Mollusca, Bivalvia, Venerida, Veneridae. Gene Ontology annotation, biological process: retrograde vesicle-mediated transport, Golgi to endoplasmic reticulum; intra-Golgi vesicle-mediated transport; endoplasmic reticulum to Golgi vesicle-mediated transport. The transcript has 11 exons.